Messenger RNA from Diuraphis noxia (Russian wheat aphid), 1491 nucleotides. It is a transcript of the gene RanGAP, whose product is annotated as Ran GTPase activating protein. The record is from RefSeq and is a predicted model, not a curated record. NCBI's taxonomy places the organism in Eukaryota, Metazoa, Arthropoda, Insecta, Hemiptera, Aphididae.
AUGGAAGACAUGGGCUUAAGUUUUGCUGAUCAAUCUCUUUCACUCAAUUCUGCUGAAGAUGCCAAAACUAUAGUUUCAGCAAUUGAAAAAUGUCAGAGUCUGGUUUUUCUCAAUCUCCAAGGAAACACUUUAGGAAUUGAUGCUGCUAAAGAAAUUGGUCUUGCUAUUGCUAAACACGGGUCUCAUCUUAAACAUGCAUUAUGGCAAGAUAUGUUUACUGGACGACUAAAAUCUGAAAUUCCAAUAGUUCUGGAACAUUUAUCAGCUGGUUUAUUAUCAGCAAAUGUACGUUUAUCUGAACUUGAUUUAAGCAAUAAUGCUUUUGGACCUAUUGGUAUGAAAGGAUUAGUUAAGCUAUUGAAUUCACCUGUGUGUUAUGAAUUACAAACAUUACGUUUAAUGAAUAAUGGAUUAGGGAUUAGUGGAGCAAAAAUGCUUGCAAAAGCAUUGAUUGAUAAUCAUCAUGCUAGUGUUGCAGCUGGUACUCCAUUUAAACUUAAAGUACUAGUAGCUGGUAGAAACCGGUUAGAAAAUGAAGGUAUCAUAGCUUUGUCUCAAUUCUUUAGUCUUGUUAAAACCAUGGAAGAAAUAACAAUUCCUCAAAAUGGAAUUUAUUGCAAAGGAAUAUUAGCAUUAUCUGAAAGCUUACUACAAAAUCCAAAUUUAAAAGUUUUGGAUGUUCAAGAUAAUUUACUAACUGUACUAGGGGCAGAGGCAUUAGCCAAUGUUCUGCCAAAAUUAAAAAAUCUGAAACAUUUGAAUAUUGCUGAUUGUUUGAUAAAAUCUAAAGGUGCUUUAGCCAUAGCAGAAGCUUUAAAUGUUCAUGAAUCCCUUGAAAAUUUGGAUGUAAGUUAUAAUGAAAUCAAUGGUGAAAGUGGAAUGAUUCUAACAAAAGCACUAUGUGACAAGGUAAACUUAAAAGUGUAUAAUAUUAAUGGUAAUAGAUUUGGAAUAGAAACUAUUGAUAUUAUCUCAAAUACAUUGAAAGAAUCCAACAAAGAUAAAACAUUAGGAUCAUUCAGUGGUGAUGAAGGUGAAUGUUCUUCUGAUGAAGAAAAUGAAAACGAAGAAGCUGAAGAAAGUUCAACAGAUACUGAAGAUGAAGAUAUUUCUACUUCUUAUGCAGAUAAAACUGCUGAUAUAAUGAAAGAAAUGACUGUUGGCGAGACUAAGUUGGUAAAAAAUUCUACGGAUAAUGUUAGUUUAGAAGAGGUGGUUGAUCAACUAAUGGAUAUUGCUGGUCAUUAUCAAAAUGAAAGUGAUAAAUUAACAUUGGAUAAAUCUUUUGAGUUGUAUAAAACAGCUUAUACUAAUGCUACCAGAGAAUUAAAAUUUGUGGACUUAACAAAUUUAUUGUUAGAAAAACAUGGAUUAAUUAAAAGUGAAGAUAAAAAUUUCCAACUACGAAAAGAUGUUGGUAGAUGUUUAGAAGUUCUAAAAUUGGCUGUUGAAAAUAAAAAUGUUAUUCCUGAACCAUCCCAAUGUGAGUAA